CUUCUUGGCGCGACUCCUCCUAUUCAUUUCUAGUAACCUUUUUGCAUAUAAAAGACUAUUUCACUCCUAUGUUAUCAAUCUGUCAUUUUUUCGACGUGCAUCGAUAACCCAUGAUUGAGAAAACGUCACAUCGUCAUAGCUUUUUCUGAAAUAAUCCCCGCCGUGCCUUCUCUAUCUCAUCGUCUCCAUCAACAAACUCACCAGACCUGCUACAUUCCGCAGAGACCACUGACUGCACAAGGCGUAUCUGACCCAACCGCGCUCUUUACAUUUCACGUCCAACAAUCUCGUAGAUGAUGGCCGAAACCACACAUGAUGCCUUUCUCUCAAGAAUGCAAAACUAUACGGCACCAAACCCAUCACUCCGAAAUCCACGCAUCAGUAAAGAGUCCAGCGACGCCGAUCUGAUCGAAGCAGGCUAUCUCGCGGACAAUCACGUAACUUGGGGAUUCGUAAUCUACAGAACCACAUACUUGAAUAAUGAAGCUUGGAUCGCGUUCCUACCACGCCUGCACUGGUGGACGAACGAUAGCAUGGAGAUUUUCAACGGACAAGAUGUUCUCGACAAGAUGAGUUGGACAAUCUUUGACAAUGCCGAGGAGUUUGAGAAUGCAAGUGUCGCAGAUAUCAGGGAGCAAUUCCGGUCUUGGACGCAGACUGCAGUGCUAUCUGAGCAAGGUGUGCAGGAAGCAGGGCUCUCACCACGGUAUAGAUAUUGUAUCCUCGUCGACUCUGAGGCAUUGGAGUCUUGCGUCUCCUCGCCCGCGCCACCGGACUCUGACGAGGAUAACCAAGGGUGGGUGAAAGUUAUUGACAAGAAUUUUCCCCUGGUGCAUCCACUAUUGAAAAAGAGGAAAGAGGAAAGUGGGUAUGAGGAGAUUGACGGUAUCACGGAAAAACAUGUCGGGUGGGUAAAAUGUCCGUAUACGAGUGUUAUGACGGAGUAUUAUAGGUUGUUUAGGGAUCUCAAUGGAUACAUGGUUAGUUACAGGCGGCCGCCGGCUGUUAUCGGGUAUCCUUGGAGAUGACAUGGAUCGGGUGGUGCAAAGGAGGAGGAGUAGACGAGCGAUUCUCACACUGGUCGUGUUCGAAACACCACAGUAUCCUGCAUCUCUGACACUAGCUCUUUUCAAACAAAAAACAUUCGCGGUACCAUAAAACCAUCGGAUGUGCCACUCUUAGUGCCAGUAUAAGCAGAUGACUAUGUGUAGUGUGAAUCACCCUCGAAGCAAGCUCCCAUCACAAGUACAGAGCGUCACGAGAAAGGCGAGAAACCGCGCUAAACAUCUCACGAAAAAACAAA
Aureobasidium subglaciale EXF-2481 is the source of this 1303-nucleotide messenger RNA. RefSeq lists its product as uncharacterized. The transcript has a single exon. The record is from RefSeq and is a predicted model, not a curated record. NCBI's taxonomy places the organism in Eukaryota, Fungi, Ascomycota, Dothideomycetes, Dothideales, Saccotheciaceae. The coding region runs from base 294 to 1028 and encodes 244 amino acids.